UCGCCCCCGUCGGAUCUUCCGGAGUCGAGAAAUGGGAGAAUCCAACGGCCGAUGAUGCAGUAAAUCGCAGAAUCCUCAGACGAGCAUCAAUUCCAUCCCGUCGGUGAUUUGAAAUCGACCGACAGGACACUGGCGGCGGUCUCGUAACCAAUCUCGAUCUUAAUUGGAGUUUUGCUUCCGAAAAUUGGUAGUUGGAGUGACCUUUUUCGUCGUGGAGCCAGCGGUAUCCGAUUCCCAGUCCGAUCUACUGCGCCCAAAGAAGUUGCUGAAAAGGAAGUGAUGUUUCGGCAAUCAAGCAAUCGCAACUCGCUAGAUAAAGGGUCCAUGGUUAAGAGAGUACUCCAGAUAGCAUUGCUUUUGGCUGUUGUUGUCUGGUUGCUAAACCGUAUCAACAAGAAUGAAUAUGCUGGAGACCAAAUCAACAUUGAUCAGGAAUAUGUAGAUUUUGGUCGGAAAGGGAAAGCAGGAUCUGAGAAUGUUAUUGUCAUAAAUGGGCAGACGAUAGAUUUCGAUGACAUCUCCGAAACAAAUGAAGCUGGAGGUCAAGCUGAGGCUUUUGGUCAGCACUCCGAAGAGAAGAAUGAAGACGAGUCUUUUGGUAAAGAACAAGAGGAGUCUCAUAAAAAUAUCUCAGAUACUGACCAAACAGAAACUCAAGAAGAACAACUCGGCAAUAAGGAUGGCAAUGACGACUCAAGCAUCAGCAACAGAGAUGUUACAGUGGGCAAUGAAAUGAGUACCAGCGAAAUGGAUGCUUUACGGCUUCCCAGUCAGAGGGACAGCGAAAACUCACAGGAUCCAAACGAGGGGGAAAACCUUGGAGAUGACUCCCUUCAACGAAAUAAGCUAGUCACAUUGGGUCGAUCAAAAAAUGAUACCGAAGAAGAAAUAACUUUUGACGAAGAGAGGAUCUUCGGCUCCCAGAAUCAAUUAGAAGGUGAUGGAAAAGUUGAUGAAAUUGAAAACAAGACAAUUGAUUCCAAUGGAGGAGUCGAAUCAGAGAAUGAAAUCAGUAGUGAAAAUAGUUUUGAAGUUGAAAAGGAAACAACUGAGACCAAUGGAGGAGGCAAAUUCCAGACUGACGGUAGUGAUAGUUUGGAAGAUACCACAGCCAAUCCAAGUUCAGAUGAUGCCAGCUUCUCUCUCCCUAACAAUGAGAACAAUGAGGUGUCUAUCAACAAUGAGCCUUCUGAUAAGAUUACUCUUGAUUCUCAAGGAGACAUUAGUACUACUCAUUCUGAGGCUACCGAGCACCAUACUAUGCAAAACGUAAGCUCUGAUACAAGAACCGUGGAUGAAGCUGCCGGUCUACCCAAUACCACUGAAGAAAAAGUACCAGUGAUACCAACUGAUAGUGAAGUUCCAAAGAGGGAAGCAGUUGAAUUUCAAGACACCAGCAUUACAAAAGCUGAAGUAACCGAUGAUGACCCUUCGGUAGAGGAGACUAAUACAGAGUCGGAUGACAAGCUCCCGGUCACAUCUGUAGCUGAUCAUGCAGAGAAUGUGGAAUUGCCGGUCUUUGAUAAGGCUCUGGAGAGGGAUGCGGCUGAUUCCAGUGGAGAUAAUGCUUCAGAUUCUGGCAGAAAUGAUUUUAAAGAAGAAAAGAUGGAUUUGGAAUCUAAUAAAGAAGACGCCACAUCUGAGCCUCAAAAUGCUGGUGACAGUUUCAGCUUAGGAACAAACUCUGAGACAAGCUCAGCAAGUGACGCUGGAAACUCAUCCCAUAACAAUGAGAACAUUUUACAGAUUCCUACCAAUGAGGUUCCGAAAGCUGAUGCAGAAAAUUCCCAAGUAGAUGACUUCUCUAAGGGAGAAAACUCUCGUAAUAUUGAAGACACGACCGAACCAAAUCCCAAAGAAGAAACUAACUCAGAAUUGGGUAACAACGAUGCCUCAUCUGGUGGCGGCGACAAUGCAGAUUCAUGGAAGGAGGGUGGUAAAGAUUCAGAAUAAAAUUUCUGUGUUCGGAUCGUGAUAAGGAUGAGUUUGAAGAUCCACAGAAUGCUUGCUUAUGUACGAUUAGAGUGGAGAGCAACGUUCAUUAGGAAGAUAUGGGUAUGAAUCUGCUCUCUUUUGCUGCAAUUAUACAGCCUUUUAGUUUGUAAGUUCUUGUAGCUACGCCUUUGGGGAGGUACUCUUCCUACUGCUUUUGUUUCCUGCGAAAAGGUUGAAACUUGAGAAAAAUGUGUGUGAUUGUGUUUAUAAUUAGAAAAUGAUUGAUCCUCA
Molecule: messenger RNA, 2226 nt
Organism: Musa acuminata subsp. malaccensis (wild Malaysian banana)
Lineage: Eukaryota; Viridiplantae; Streptophyta; Magnoliopsida; Zingiberales; Musaceae
Source: RefSeq, a predicted model, not a curated record